Messenger RNA from Truncatella angustata, 345 nucleotides. RefSeq lists its product as uncharacterized. Lineage: Eukaryota; Fungi; Ascomycota; Sordariomycetes; Amphisphaeriales; Sporocadaceae. The record is from RefSeq and is a predicted model, not a curated record. The coding region runs from base 1 to 345 and encodes 114 amino acids. The transcript has a single exon.
AUGUCUCCUUCAAACAACUCUCUGAAAGACGCCUGGGCUGCGGUGAAGCGCCACGCCAAGGAGCACCACGACUCCGUCAACUCUGCCUAUGCCGCCUACUACGGUGCGCCGGUGCAACCUCUAGUCCACACCCCUCGUGCGCGUGCUGUAUCUCCCGAGGUCUCCAGCGAGCCCCGCCGUUCGUCGGUGGACAAGACCUGGAGCAAGGUCAAGAAGCACGUCAAGGAGCACAACCAGAGUGUCAACGCUGCCUACACAAGCUACUACGGCAUCAACACAUCGCGGACAAACACCCCCGGCACCUCUGCGCAGGCAUCGCCCCGUGUCUCGAUAGACCGCUCAUGA